Molecule: messenger RNA, 834 nt
Organism: Manihot esculenta (cassava)
Lineage: Eukaryota; Viridiplantae; Streptophyta; Magnoliopsida; Malpighiales; Euphorbiaceae
Product: EG45-like domain containing protein
Exons: 3
Coding region: 260-670 (136 amino acids)
Biological process (GO): systemic acquired resistance
Cellular component (GO): apoplast; cell wall
Source: RefSeq, a predicted model, not a curated record
CAAUUCUAUCCUAUGAAAAUAUUUAAUUCAUUUUCAAGAAAAACCAGAGAUAAGGCCGUGCAAUGUCAAAAUAAUUGUCUUAUACUCCAAUCCUGAUUGCCUAAUGUCCAGAAAUAACAAAACAAAAUAUGCUAAACAAAAGAAAAAAAACUUUGCAUGUGGAGUUUGCUCUUACACACCACCAUGUGCAUAUAAAUACGUAUAAGUUCGUAGCAUUACACAUCACUUGUUUAAUUAGCCAACUAAAGAAAUUACGGCGAUGACAACGAUCAACAAUAUGCUUAUUUUCUCCAUGAUAACUCUAGGGUUGGCCUUCUGCUUCUUCCCAAAGGAAGCUGUGGCUGACAAAGGGACUGCCACCUUUUACACACCUCCAUACGUUCCAUCUUCAUGCUAUGGGAAUACAGACGAAGGUGUAAUGAUUGCAGCAGCAAGUGAAGCAAUAUGGGACAACCGAGCAGCUUGUGGAAGAAAAUAUAGAGUGACUUGCUUAAGUGCAACCAACAAGGGAGACCCCCACCCUUGCAAUGGCAACUCUGUGGUUGUUAAAAUUGUGGAUUAUUGCCCUCCACCAGCUUGUCGAGGCACCAUUGAUUUAUCUCAAGAAGCUUUUUCAUCCAUCGCCAACACUGAUGCUGGAAAGAUUAAUAUUGCCUUUGAUCGUGUGUGAAGUGAUCAGAAAAGGGUCAUGGAAAUAAGACGUGUUGAAGAUAUUGGACAUGGCAGUGAAUAAAGUUGGCGACUUUAAUCAUUUCCAUUGGAUGAUUUUUGUUCUCCUUUGUAUUCCACUCAUCAAUUAUGGUUAAUGAAAAAGUAGUGUGUUUAUUCCCUAUA